AUGUCGUUAAAAGAGUUGGACGAAAAGUUUGAUUUCAUGAAUUGGACAAGACAUAUAAACCAAUUUUUCGAAUUUCAUAACAUAUCCUUGCCAGCCGAUCAAGUAUUUUGGGUCAAAUCCAUCUCUUACAUGGAAUAUAUGAAUAGCCUAAUCAAGCUUAACAUAAAUGAAACCCAUAAAACUAGAACUUUUCACGAUUACAUAAUGUGGCAUGCUGUAGAACCCCUAAUAUCUCAUUUGUCGAAAAAGUUCAGGGAUGCACGUGACCCAGUCCUAAUGGCGGACGAUAUAAAAGAUUAUGAAGACGUGGCAGUGCCCGCUUGGAAGAAAUGUUUAUACAAAUUUCCCACGUUUAUGCAAUUCCCACUGAGUUCCCUCUACCUGAAAUCUAAUUUUAAUUCCUCCGAUAAAUUAAAGGUGGAAGGAAUGGUUGAUUAUUUGAAAAUGGCUUAUAAAGAAACUUUUCGGAAUCUUGAUUGGAUGGAUGAAAUUACUAAGAAUAGAUCUAUGGAAAAAGUAGAUGCGAUAAGAGCUAAAAUUGGCUAUCCGGAAUACAUCGUAGAUCCCAAUGAAUUGGACAAAGAUUACGAAGGACUAUAUAUGCGAGAUGACACUUAUUUUAAAAAUUACGUCAGUCAAAGAAGUGCGAGUGACUUACAAGAAAUCAAAAAACUUUUCGCGCCAGUAGAUAAGAAACGAUGGUCAGUAUUACCUCACACUUUUAACGCUUUUUACUCCUUUUCCGCAAAUGAAAUAUACCUCCCCGCCGGAAUUUUGAGGAAGCCAUUCUACGAUAAAACUUAUCCAGACUCUUAUCAAUUUGGAACUAUAGGUAGUGUUAUAACCCACGAAAUAGGACACGGCUUUGAUGUUGAAGGUAGGAAAUAUGAUAAAAAUGGUAAUCGGAACUUGUGGUGGACAAAUAAAUCUAUCGAAGCCUUCGUAAAAAAAGCAGUUUGUUACAUAUACCAAUAUUCCAAUUAUUCUAUCAAUGGCAAUAAGUUGGACGGCAGACAAACGUUAAGAGAAAAUAUAGCAGAUAAUGGGGGAGUUGCUAUAUCUUUGAAAGCAUUGAAGAGUUAUCAGGCCAGGAAAAGGAGGGAUGAAUACCCUUUCAAAUCCGAUACAAUCGAAGAUCAACUAUUCUUCCUUGCUUAUGCUCAAAGUUAUUGUUCUAAGGACACGCCCGAAGCUCUAUAUGAAAAAAUUAUAUCUUAUUCUCACAGCCCUGGCAAAUACAGAGUAAACGGAGUUUUAUCCAACUUUAAACAGUUUUCAGAGGCGUAUAACUGUUCAGCUAAAUCCGCCAUGAAUCCUCCUAACAAGUGUACCAUCUGGUAGUUUAGAUCGCGUCUCGGAAAAAAAAUGAAAGAAUAUUUGAACAAAAAAAGAGUCAUUUAAUAUUAUACACAAACUAUUUAAAGCCAAAUUAAUUCUCACAUUCAUAUAUUAUAUAAUGUUAAAUUGACUAUGAUAACGGUCAAUACCCGAUCCGGUUUAUAGCGGAUUUUCAAAAACCGAUACUCGAUGUACCAAUAACAAUGAUUUUUUUUUGUUAUUCAU
Molecule: messenger RNA, 1563 nt
Organism: Gordionus sp. m RMFG-2023
Lineage: Eukaryota; Metazoa; Nematomorpha; Gordioida; Chordodea; Parachordodidae
Product: endothelin-converting enzyme homolog
Exons: 14
Coding region: 1-1341 (446 amino acids)
Biological process (GO): protein processing
Cellular component (GO): plasma membrane
Molecular function (GO): metalloendopeptidase activity
Source: RefSeq, a predicted model, not a curated record